This is a messenger RNA of Vombatus ursinus (common wombat), 2591 nucleotides long. It is a transcript of the gene LRRN3, whose product is annotated as leucine rich repeat neuronal 3. Gene Ontology annotation, molecular function: protein binding. The coding region runs from base 1 to 2127 and encodes 708 amino acids. The transcript has a single exon. The record is from RefSeq and is a predicted model, not a curated record. NCBI's taxonomy places the organism in Eukaryota, Metazoa, Chordata, Mammalia, Diprotodontia, Vombatidae.
AUGAAGGACAUGCCACUCAAAAUUCAGGUGCUACUUGGCCUAGCUCUCACUGCAUUGGUACAAGCUAUAGAUAAAAAAGUGGAUUGUCCACCAUCAUGUACAUGCGAAAUAAGACCUUGGUUUACACCCAGAUCCAUUUAUAUGGAGGCUCUUACGGUGGAUUGUAAUGAUUUAGGUCUUUUUAAUUUCCCGGACAGAUUGCCUGCUGACACACAGAUCCUACUGCUGCAGACCAACAAUAUUGCAAAAAUUGAAAACUCGGUAGACUUUCCAGUGAACCUUACUGGUCUGGACUUAUCACAAAACAACUUAUCCUCAGUCACCAAUAUUAAUGUAAGAAAGAUGCCUCAGCUUCUUUCCAUAUAUCUGGAGGAAAAUAAACUUACUGAGCUGCCAGAAAAAUGUCUGUCCAGGCUGAAUAAUUUACAAGAACUCUAUAUUAAUCAUAACUUCCUUUCUACCAUUUCACCAGGAGCCUUUAUUGGUCUACAUAAUCUUCUCCGACUUCAUCUCAAUUCAAAUAGAUUGCAGAUGAUCAACAGUAAGUGGUUUGAAGCUAUUCCAAAUCUGGAGAUUCUCAUGAUAGGAGAAAAUCCAAUCAUCAGAAUCAAAGAUAUGAACUUUAAGCCACUUAUCAAUCUGCGCAGUCUGGUUAUAGCUAGCAUAAAUCUCACUGAAAUACCAGAUAAUGCACUGGUUGGCCUGGACAAUUUAGAAAGCAUCUCAUUUUAUGAUAACAGAUUUGUUAAAGUGCCCCACGAGGCUCUUCAAAAGGUAAUUAACCUCAAAUUUUUGGAUCUAAAUAAGAAUCCUAUUAAUAGAAUACGAAGAGGAGAUUUCAGCAACAUGUUACAUCUAAAAGAGUUGGGAAUAAAUAAUAUGCCUGAAUUGAUUUCUAUAGAUAGCCUUGCUAUUGAUAAUUUACCAGAUCUAAGAAAAAUAGAAGCUACUAACAACCCUAGAUUAUCAUACAUACAUCCAAAUGCAUUCUACAGACUUCCCAAACUUGAAUCACUCAUGCUCAACAGUAAUGCCCUCAGUGCCCUAUACCAUGGAACCAUUGAGUCCCUGCCUAACCUCAAAGAAAUCAGCAUACACAGCAAUCCCAUCAGGUGUGACUGUGUUAUUCGCUGGAUCAAUAUGAACAAAACCAACAUUCGAUUGAUGGAGCCUGAUUCACUACUUUGUGUGGACCCUCCUGAAUUUCAGGGUCAGAAUGUUCGACAAGUACAUUUCAGGGAAAUGAUGGAAAUUUGUCUCCCUCUGAUUGCCCCUGAAAGUUUUCCUUCUAAUCUGGAUUUAGAAGCUGGGAGCUAUGUCUCAUUACACUGUAGAGCUACAGCAGAGCCAGAGCCUGAAAUCUACUGGAUAACACCAUCAGGCCACAAACUCUUGCCUAAUACUCUUUCUGACAAAUUUUAUGUCCAUUCUGAAGGUACAUUAGACAUAAGUGACAUAACUCCAAAGGAAGGUGGUUUAUACACUUGCAUAGCAACUAACCUGGUUGGUGCUGACUUAAAGUCAAUUAUGAUCAAAGUUGAUGGUUCUUUUCCCCAGGAUAAUAAUGGCUCUUUGAAUAUUAAGAUAAAAGAUGUUCAGUCUAAUUCAGUUCUGGUAUCUUGGAAAGCAAAUUCUAAAAUUCUUAAAUCUAGUGUUAAAUGGACUGCUUUUGUUAAAACUGAAAAUUCUCAUGCUGCCCAAAGUGCUCGAAUACCAUCUGAUGUCAAGGUAUAUAAUCUCACACAUCUGAAUCCAUCAACUGAAUAUAAAAUUUGUAUUGAUAUCCCCACUAUCUACCAGCAAAAUAAAAAACAAUGUAUUAAUGUCACCACAAAAGGACUGGAUCUUGACCUGAAAGGUUAUGAAAAGAAUAACAUAACAGCAUUCAUUGCCUGCAUAGGAGGUCUUCUGGGGGUAAUCAGUGUGAUAUGUCUUUUCAGCUGCAUCUCUCAGGAGAUGAACUGUGAUACUGGACACAGCUAUGUACGGAAUUACCUACAGAAGCCAACGUUUGCAUUUAGUGAGCUUUAUCCUCCUCUAAUCAGCCUUUGGGAUGCAAGAAAAGAGAAGAGCACAGCACUUGAAGUAAAAGCAACUGUCAUAGGUGUGCCAACAAAUAUGUCUUAAGAAUAGUGGUUAAAAAAAAAAACUUACUUUCUAUGAAGAAAACCACAAGACUAUAGUUGUGCUAAAUAAAUGGGACAAAAAUAUUAUUCUUUAGAAAGAAGUCUAGACUUCAUCAGUGCUGCUGCUGACAAUGGAAACAUGUAUGAGUUCAGCAUUAAAAAAAAAAGUAUUUUAAUUAACUGGCUUCAAAGGGUACUGUGGCAACCAAAUAAAACAACUUCAUUUUCUAGACCUUUCAUUUGACUUUUCUGUCUGGAAUACAGCUCAAGAACAUUUUCUGUAUUUUUUUUAAGUAUGUAAGAGUAGUUGAACUGAGCAAUACCUCCUCCUGUGUUGCAUUACACAUAUUAGCCACGAGUUUUUGCAGUGACCAGAUAAACUUGAAUUGGCACGUGGUAUAGCAAAAUGGACAAAUUAUGUAGAGUAGACACAGUGAGUAUGUGAAACUUUUUUAUGAGGAAAAA